AUCUUGCCCAGCCGAGCCCAUCUUGCCCAUGGGACCAUUGGGCUAGUAACAACACAUUUUCCCCAAGUUUGCCCACGUGCAACCAUCUCGCCAACUUCCCACGGUCGCGUCUCCUGGUUGAGCCCCUCCAUUGCACCUGUGCCUCGCACGAUGUUGCCGACCAAGGGGCCGGUGAAGAGCAGGUCCAAAAGAGGCUGCUGGACGUGUCGCAUCAGGCACCGCAAAUGUGACGAGGGCCUUCCCAUGUGCAAAGAAUGCGAGAACCGCAACAUCCAGUGCCACGGCUACGGUCCCAAGCCCUCGUGGCUGGACAAUGAGGAGCAGGUCCGCGCCGAGUUGUCGAUGGUCAAGAGGGCUGUCAAGCAGAAUGCGAGGCUGCUGAACAAGGGCCCCGUCAGAGUCGCCGGGCCAGACCCUCAACUGCGGGCAAUUUCAUCCAAGGAGGAGCAGGAGCAGCAACAGCAGGACACUGCCGCCUCCAAGCCCAAGGAGACCCUGUGGGCCCCGUGCCCAACUCGGGAAUUGCGGUAUCGGGAGGCUGAGCUCAUCAUGCUGUACCUGGACUACAUCUUCUAUAUCCAGUACCCGUACUACACCGAUAAUGCCGAGUGCGGCGGCCGUGGUUGGCUGUUCUGGCUGUUGUUGAGCAACCGUCCACUGCGACAGGCGUCGCUAACCCUGGCCGCCCUGUACCAGCGGACCAAAUUCGCGCGAGGCACCGAGUUCAUGGAGGCAGAAUUGAUUGAGUACCACACCACUGCGCUGAGUGCCAUGCGACAUGCCCUGUCAGAACAGGAAAGCGACCUAGCACUCGACGCGGGAGAGAAGCUCGUCAAUUUCAUCUCCAGCGGCUGCUGUCUCAUCAGUUUCGAGGUGUUGCAAGGUGGCUCAUUGAACUGGCAGACGCACCUUGAUGCCCUCACAACCGUGGUCAGCAAGAUCAAGCUGCCUCCGUUCGACGACGUGGAUUAUUUGCCGUCCACACAGCAGGACCCCGGCGACAUCGCGGCUGUCAGGCGUGGGCUGAAGUAUGCAAGACGAUUCGAAAUCACGAAACUGCUGUGGUUCGAAAUUCUUUCAACAGCCUCCACCGGGGUGCCGCCGCGCAUGCCUUACCGACCAUGGCUCGACUCGCAGGAGAUCCUCAUGGCGGACUAUGUCGGCUGCCAUAACUGGGUGAUGCGAGCCAUUGGCGACUUGUCCAUGAUCCAGUUCGGCGGCGACUGUCCCGGCAUAGACCAGAGACGAGAGACGCUGCUCGGCCUCGAGAAGAUGCUGCGCGAGGGCAUUGAAAGGUUGCGCGCAGGAAGCAAAAGGCCAGGCGCCCCGGUUUCGUAUUACAUAUCGCGCGUCUUUGCAACGGGAGCCCUCGUCCUGCUGCACUUCAUCUUGUCGAGCACUCACCCUGCCGAGGCCGACAUCUACGGCGCUGUUGGAUUCGUCAUGGGCGAGCUUCGACAAGCUCCCGCACAUGUUUCGCUCCGGGGCGUGGUUUGGACCAUCUGCAUCGCAGGGUCACUGGCGCAACCUGAUCAGCAGCCAUUUUUCGAGCACCUCAUGACGCGGAUAUUGAACAAGGGGAACAAAUCGCAUCCCAACUUUGGCAACUGCGAGAGCGUUCAACGCAUCUUGAGGCAGUGUUGGACGAAGAGACACGAGGAUCCCUUGGGGGACUGGACGUGGAGAGACGCCAUGGCACAGCUGGGAGACUUUCCGCUGCUUGUUACUUUUCAACACGAUUCCCUUCUGCAACUCUAG
Molecule: messenger RNA, 1758 nt
Organism: Trichoderma reesei QM6a
Lineage: Eukaryota; Fungi; Ascomycota; Sordariomycetes; Hypocreales; Hypocreaceae
Exons: 4
Coding region: 151-1758 (535 amino acids)
Biological process (GO): positive regulation of transcription by RNA polymerase II
Cellular component (GO): nucleus
Molecular function (GO): DNA-binding transcription factor activity, RNA polymerase II-specific; transcription cis-regulatory region binding; zinc ion binding
Source: RefSeq, a predicted model, not a curated record